AUGCGGACGGAUGAAACAAGUAUACGGAGCGCACGAGAUCGGCGAGGCAGUGUGAAAUCUUAUUCUGACACGGGUCGGUAUCAGCCCUUCUGGUCCCGAUUGUGCGGACGAGUGUCUGAAAAAACACGUUUCACAUCACUCAAGGAUCCUGACACAUGGAUCAAUAUGGUGAAACGACCUAUUGAAUGCAUACCCGCCGUGAUUCUCGGCUUGCUGCUUAAUCUUCUUGAUGCUAUUUCUUACGGCAUGAUCACAUUUCCCUUGAAUAACCCUAUUUUCGCUGCAUUUGGACCUGAUGGUAUCUCAAUGUUUUUUGUGAGCUGUAUUGUCGCACAAUUGGUCUACUCCGGUGGUGGUAGCUGCUUUGAAGGUGGUAACGGAAGUGCGGAGCAAAUUAUUCAGUCGAUUGGAGAAGAUGAGCCAGGUCGCAUUGUGUCGUCGACGGUGGUUGCAUUUGCUAUUAGCAGCAUGAUGACGGGUUUAGCGUUUUUCCUGUUGGGUGCUUUAAAGCUAGGAUCGUUGAUCGGAUUCUUUCCGCGUCACAUUCUCGUUGGUACCAUUGGUGGUGUGGGCUGGUUUCUCGUCGCUACCGGUAUUGAAGUGUCGGCUCGUUUAACCGAAAAUCUCGCCUAUAACCUACCAAUGUUGCGUAAACUGUUCUUGGAUACGCAUACAUUUGCAUUGUGGUCUUCUUCGCUCGGGGUCGCCAUCCUGUUACGUAUUAUUCAGCAUCGCGUAUCCAGCCCGCUUGUCGUUCCAGCGUUUUUCAUGAUCCUCCCCUUUGCGUUUUAUUUCGUGUGCGUCAUUUUCGGAUUGGAUAUCGGUCACGUACGAGACGCAGGAUGGAUCUUCCCGCUUGUGGAAAGCGAUUUGCCGUUCUGGCACUUUUACACUUACUACGAUUUGACCUUGGUCGACUGGAGCGCAAUUCUCAAGACAUUACCGGCCAUGCUCGCAUUGACCUUUUUUGGACUUCUUCAUGUGCCCAUAAAUGUACCAGCUCUGGGCGUAUCGACCAACAAGGACGAUGUAGAUGUCAACCGAGAACUCGUUGCUCACGGAUUGUCCAAUGCCAUCUCUGGAUGUCUGGGCGCCGUACAAAAUUACCUUGUCUAUACCAACAGCUUGCUGUUUAUUCGAUCCGGAGGCGAUAGUCGACUGGCUGGGUUCAUGCUGGCGGGCGCUACGGCCAUCGUGUGGAUGAUUGGGCCAUGGAUUGUCGGGUACAUCCCGGUCAUGGUUGUAGGCAGUCUGAUUUUCCAUCUGGGUCUUGAUCUGCUCAAAGAAGCUCUCAUUGAUACAUGGCACAGUGUGCAUUAUCUGGAAUACAUUACGAUCUGUGCUAUUAUCGCGUGCAUGUCGAUUCUCGGAUUUGUGGAGGGCAUUCUGGUCGGCAUUAUCAUGGCCUGCAUUUUCUUUGUCGUGCAAAAAGCCCGACGGAGUCAAGCUAUUCGUGCUAGCCUUUCUGGUCGAUUCAUGCGAUCCACGGUGCGACGGGUGUACCGACAGCAGCGAUUUCUACAUUAUGUGAGCAACCAGAUUCAGGUCAUCAAGUUGCAGGGAUACUUGUUCUUUGGCACCAUCAACCAAGUCGAACGAGCGAUCCGUGACAUGCUGGACGAACGGGUGUGGGAUGUGACGCCGGUGCGAUUCGUGAUUCUUGACAUGCAACUUGUUCAAGGACUGGAUUUCAGCGCCGCCGAAGCGUUUGUUCGUAUUCGUCGAUUGCUCGGAAGUCGAGACGUGUACAUGAUCAUCUGUAAUGUAGCGCGUCAGUCGGACGAAGAAAAGGCCCUGGCAAAAUCCGGCAUGUGGAUGGAUGAAGAUAACAGUCAGCAAACAGAUUUGAAAUGUUUCCAGUACCUCAACGAUGCGUUGGAAUGGUGUGAAAACGUACUCUUGGAGUCUUAUUUUGCCAAGAUGUCACAGCGUCAAGAAGUCACCCAGACCGACUCGUUGCCUUCUGUGGCCUCACCACGUCAAAAAAUGCUAACCAAAGCAGUGAAGGAUAUAUUGGAAGAAUCACAAGCGCCAGUGAUUCAUUCCAACAUGACACAACCGAUGAUGAUUCUUGUUCAGACUUACAGUGAACUGAGUUCCGAGACGGUCCCCGUAGAGUUUUAUCACAAACUGGCGACGUACUUUGAAAGAAUGACGCUUAGGCGUGGCCAAGUCCUGUAUCGUGAAGGGGACCCCUGCGACUACAUGCUUGUGCUCGAGCAAGGUUGUUUGCGAAGUCUGAUGCGUGUCAAUCAUCAGGACGUCACCGUCGAAAGCAUUCUUCCAGGAAGUAUUGUGGGUGAACUUGGUCUGUUCACAGGAAGCGACGGACGCACACGGUCUAUGGUUGCUGAACAAGACUCGGUUCUUUGGAAACUCACCAAAGCCUCCCUGGAUAAGAUGUUGACCGAAGAACCCCACAUGGCCAACAAGUUCAUCCUUCUCUCCCUUCACUUUUCGUCAGAUCAUUUGGAUACCAUGACCCGAUAUGCUUUUCAAUUGCAUUAG
This is a messenger RNA of Radiomyces spectabilis, 2508 nucleotides long. Its product is annotated as sulfate transporter family-domain-containing protein. The transcript is spliced from 8 exons. Gene Ontology annotation, cellular component: membrane. Lineage: Eukaryota; Fungi; Mucoromycota; Mucoromycetes; Mucorales; Radiomycetaceae. The record is from RefSeq and is a predicted model, not a curated record. Bases 1 to 2508 code for a protein of 835 amino acids.